AUGGCACAAAAAGCCAAAAAAGAUCGUGCGAAAGCGAACACCGCGAGUUUGAACAGUCUUCACAUCGGAACGCUUUCCGUACACGCCAUCUUCCUACUAUUUAACCUCCUCUUCAGACGACGCUCCAUCCUCGUCUACAUCAUAUUAUCAGUCCCCAGUCUGAUAGCAGAAUUCAUACUCGAAAGUACGGGGAGACCGAAAUAUGAUCCCUCGACCAAGGCAUUGAAGAAUUCGGGAGAAGACCUAGCAGCGCCGGGGUUGACGGAGUAUAUGUUUGACGUGAUUUGGAUCACCUGGGCCUCGUUGAUUUCGGUUCUGGUUUUUGGGGAUUGGGGAUGGCUGUUGUGGGCGGUAGUGCCGGUGUAUGGAGCUUAUAAAGGAUAUGGACUCUUGGGUAUGGCGAGGGGGUUGAUGGGUGGUGGUGGAGGAGCUCAAAUGCCCGAGGAGCAACAGGCCGCGCAGGCUGGAAAUAGAAGACAGAGAAGAGCUGCGUAA
Messenger RNA from Glarea lozoyensis ATCC 20868, 495 nucleotides. RefSeq lists its product as uncharacterized. Bases 1 to 495 code for a protein of 164 amino acids. Gene Ontology annotation, cellular component: intracellular membrane-bounded organelle. The record is from RefSeq and is a predicted model, not a curated record. Lineage: Eukaryota; Fungi; Ascomycota; Leotiomycetes; Helotiales; Helotiaceae. The transcript has a single exon. Gene Ontology annotation, biological process: vacuolar protein processing.